This is a messenger RNA of Prorocentrum cordatum, 191 nucleotides long. NCBI's taxonomy places the organism in Eukaryota, Dinophyceae, Prorocentrales, Prorocentraceae. The record is from the annotation of a GenBank genome assembly.
GCGGCGAAUGGGUGUUGGCCAAGAAGCACCUCGCCACCACCACCUUCGGAGGCAUGCGCACUGUUGCCAAUCGCCAGCGGGAUCCAUUCUGGGGCUUCGCAGGCCUGGUCUGGCAUCAGUCGUCAGGGAAUUUGGUCGUGAUCGGAGUUUACCUUCUUCGAGGGCUUGGCACCACGGGCUGCAACCGCACG